AUGGAGGAACAGAACCCCACUUCAGCUGUGGCUAAGGAGGAGCCACCUAAGAAAGCUGAGUCGGUCAUAGCCACCGCUAAUGAAGCGGCAUCACUGGCUCCCCUAGUGGAUGAGAACCCAGCCCCGAUGGAGAAGGAGGCGUCCAAGAAAGUCGAGAUGCUAGCGGCGGCUGAGGAGGGAAAGGAGGCAUUCAAGAAGGUCAUGGUGAAUGAGGAAGAUAAGGAGAUGAGAGGCGUGGGAUUGGAGGGGAAAGAUAGGUCUUUUGCAGGUUUGGAGGUCGUGAACGGUGAGGUAGAGGAUGACACAGGAGGGGAUAAUGGUGGGGAGGUGGAAAAGGUGGAGGAGGAUUCUAAAGGUGGAAGCUUGGGCGCAACGGAGGCAAUGAACGAUGAUGUCAGUGAGGUACCGACGAUGCAAGAUACGAAACUUGUUGGCUUUGCGCUAGAACCAGUGCCGAUGCCAAUGGUGCAGUCCAAGUUAGAGAAUGGUGAAUUGGAGGAAGAGGAUGCUUCCCUGGCUUCACCUGAUGUACUGGAAAGUGAGGAGGGAGGUGAAUUGCAAGAGGAGCAGCAGAAGGAGGAGCAAGUAGGCGUUGGAGUGGAAGCAAAGGUUGUGGACAAGAUAGAGGAUGAUAUAGAAUUUGUAGUGGCUAAGGUGAAGCCAGAACCAGAAAGUGAGAAGGUCAAGGAGGUAGGAUCUAGAGGCACGGAUGGUGGCAAAUUGGGUGAGAAGGAAGCAACUGAUGAUACAAUGGUCGUGGGAGGUGAAGAAGGUCCGGAAGGCUCAGCGGAGAAGGAUGUUGAUGUCCCAACAAGUGAAGCGAGUACAGUGGUAAGUGAGCAUCAGCAAUCUAUUUUUUCUAAUAGUGUUGGUACGAAUAGAAAUGCAAAUAAUUCAACUGAUGUACCAAUCCAGAUUGUGAAUGAUGGAAGAAUAGUGGAGUUUACUCUAGAAGGUGCAGAUAAUGUGUUCGAGAAUAUUCCUAGGAUUGAACAAAAUGCCAAAGGCCAGGUGACUGCAAAUAAAGUGGUGGAAGAUGUUGGUGUCAACGAGCAUACAAUGGUUGAAAAUAUUGCUGAUGUAGUAGAAGAAGGCAUAGAUAUCAAGAAGCAUAUAGAGGACAUGAAGAAUGAUGUCAGUGGGGAACUGGAAGCACAGGAAACAGAAGUUGUCAUCUCUAUGGUGGAACCGACGCCAAUGCCAUCAGUGGAGUCCAAGUCAGAGGACUGUGAAUUGAGGGAGGAGGAUGCUUCUAUAGCUUCACAUGAAGCGUUAGAAGGUGAGAGAGUUCAACUGUGGGAGGAGGAGCGGGAGGAGGAAGUAGGUGCAAUAGUCCAAGCAAAAGUUGCGGAUGAUGCAGGAACUGCAAUGACUGAGGAUGAGAAGCCAAAACCAAAAUGUGAGAAGUUUGAGGAGGUAGGAUUUGGAGAUGAGAAUGGUGGAAAAUUGGGCGAGAAAAAAGAGGUUGAGGUCUCUAUUGCUAGCAUUGAGGCGGCUGAUCUAGAGGAUAAGCUAGCCUCCUUUACUGAAGCUAAUCGUGAAUUAAGUUAUCAAAAGGAAUCAACUAACAAUAUAAUAUCUAUGGGAGGUGAAGAAGCCAUGGAAGAAUUAAUACAGAAGGAAGUUGAUGUUCCCACGAGCGAAGUGAGUAUAGUGGUUGUGAGUGAUGGAAGCGUAGAGGAGGUUAUUCCAUCAAGUGCCGACAGUGUGCUUGAGAAUAGUCCUUGGAUUCAGCAGAAUGCCAAAGUGGUGGAUGAUAUUGGUGUCGAGAAGCCUUUAGACUAUAAAAAUUUUAUUGGUGUGACAGAAGAUAUUGAUAUCAAAAUGCAUAAAGAGGUUGAAAAUGUUGCUAUUGUAGUAGAAGUCGUUGACAUUGAGAAGCAUAAGGAGGCCGUGAAGGAUGAUGUAAGCGGAGAACCGGUGGUGCAAGAUACAUGUGCUAUCGUCUCUAUGGUGGAACCAGUUCCAAUACCGGGGAUGGAGUCCAAUCUAGAGAAUAGUGAAUUAGGGGAGGCGGAUGCUUCUUUGGCUUCACCUAAUGCGCCAAAAGGUGAUAAGAGAGGUGAAUUGUGGGAGGAUGAGGAAGUAGGUGUUGUGGUACAUGUACAUGCAAAGGUUGCGAAUAAGGUAGCAGAUGAUGUGGAAUCUGCAGUGGUUGAGGAGAACCCGGAACCAGAAGAUGAGAAGGUUGAGGAGGUAGGAUCUAGAAGCAGGGAUGGUGGCCAAUUGGGCAAGCAAAAAAUGGUUGAGGUCUCUGUUGUUAACGUUGAGGCUGUAGAACUAGAAGAUAAGUUAGCCCCUUUUGCUGAAGCUAAUAUUGAAUUGGGUUAUGAAAAGCAAGCAAGCGAUGAUACGGUGACUGCAGGAGGAGGAGAAACCCUGAAAGAAUCAACAGAGAAGUUUGUUGAUGUUCCAAUGAGCGAAAUUGUGAAUGAUGGAUGCAUCGAGGAGGCUGCUAUAGAAAGUACAAAUAGUGUGCUCGAGGAUAGUCUUGGGAUUGAGCAGUAUGCCGAAGGUCAGGCAACUGCAAGUGAAGUGGUUGAAGGUGUGGGUGUCGAGAAGCCUUCAGAUGUUGAAAAUGUUGUUGCUGUGGUAGAAGAUACUGAUGUCAAGAAGUAUGCAGAGGUUGAACAUGCUGCUGCUGUAGUAGAAGGUAUUGAUGUUGAGAAACUAAUAAAGAUUGAAAAUGUUACUGCUACUAGGAUUGAUCAUACCUUGCCUCAAGAGUUGGCACCAGAAUCAAGUAAGAAGAGCAAUGAUUCUAAGGAGAGUGAUUGUUCUUCUGAAGUCAUUGAUUGUGAGGAGAAAGUUGAUGAUGAUGGCAUAAUUAAGAUUGUGACAACUGCUGAGGAUGGUGUUGGUAAUGAGGCUUAUGAACAUGAUGAUGGAGCCAAUUUUGACAUAAGUCCCGCAUGGAUGGCAAUCUUAGAGAGUACUGAAUCUACGAAGCAGAUCAUGAAGAAGUUUGCAGAAGACUGCUCAUGUGGUAGUGUAUCUGGUUUAAGAGACUUCACCAAUAGCAUGGAUCGGCAGAUUAUACUUGAUGGCUCAAAAGAGAAUGAUGAUAAUGAUGAUGGGGCUAAGAAGGGAUUUGAUUCUGCUACCCUAGCAGCUCUUCUGGAAGGGGCAACAAGCGAAACCUCAUAUGGAAACAUCAAAGUUUCUUCCCAAGAUGGUUCCGAAAUACUCACCAUGGAUGAACCAGCUGGUCUGGGAUCAUCAACCCUUUCUUUGAUGCCAACUGCACCUUGCCAGCAUGCCCAGUCGAACCUAUUUAGCUCCGCAGAACUAGCAGUUACUGCAGACCCUACUGAAGAGAUGACUGAGGAAGAAAAGAACUUGCACGACAAGGUUGAGUUGAUUCAGGUAAAGUUUCUACGUCUAGUUUACAGACUGGGAGCUACCUUUGAAGAAACAGUAACAUCACAAGUGUUGUACCGUCUAAGCCUUGUUGAGGGUAUCAUGCACAUGCAUGGAAGGCAAAGAAACCAAGAUUUCAAUCUUGAUAAUGCGCGGAAGAAGGCCUUUAUUCUUGAAGCAGAGGGAAAAGAGGAUCUGAACUUUACAUGCAAUAUACUUGUUCUUGGGAAGACUGGAGUUGGCAAAAGUGCAACUAUCAAUUCUAUAUUUGGUGAAGAUAAAUCAAAGACUGAUGCCUUUAGCUCAGCAACAACUAGUGUGCAGGAAUAUAUUGGUGAUGUGCAUGGUAUCAAGAUUAGAAUCAUUGAUACACCAGGUUUUCGAGCUAGCGUGAUGGAUCAAGGAUCAAACAGAAAGAUUCUUACUGCUAUUAAGAAAUAUACCAAGAAAUGCCCCCCAGAUAUCAUUGUAUAUGUGGAUCGUCUCGAUAGUCUAAGCCAUGAUUUCAAUGAUCUGCCUCUUUUGAAAACCAUUACUUCUGUUCUUGGGUCAUCCGUAUGGUUCAACGCUAUUGUUGCUCUCACACAUGCUGCUUCUGCUCCUCCUGAAGGCCUCAAUGGGGCACCGGUGACAUAUGAGGUCUUAAUGGCUCAGAGAUCCCACAUUAUCCAUCAAUCCAUUAGGCAGGCUGCAGGUGAUGUGCGCUUGAUGAACCCGAUAGCCCUUGUUGAGAACCAUCCUUCUUGCAGGAGAAACCAUGAGGGCCAUAAAGUGCUUCCGAAUGGCCAAAGCUGGAGGCAUCAAAUGUUGCUCUUGUGCUACUCCUCAAAGAUAUUAUCUGAAGCCAACUCACUUUUGAAGUCUCAAGAUCCUAAUCCUAGAGAGAUUUUUGGGUUCCACUUCCAGCCUCUUCCCUUCAUGUUGUCCUCCCUCUUGCAAUCAAGAGCUCACCCCAAACUUUCAGCUGAGCAAGGUGGCAAUGAAGGUGAUUUUCAUAUCGAAUUAGAUGACUAUUCUAAUGUACAACAAGACAAUGAUGAAGAAAAACAUGAUCAGCUUCUACCCUUCAAGCCCUUGACCAAAGCUCAUCUUGCAAGGGUUACAAGAAAACAGAAGAAACAAUGGAAGGAUGAGAUAUGCAAGUUCAAGGAGAUGAAGAAGAGGGGGGAAACGGAUUUGGAUGAUUAUGGUUAUGCAAACAUCGCAGAUAAUGUAUCGGUUCCCUUACCUAACAUAGUACUUCCUCCUUCAUUUGAUUGUGACAAUCCCACAUAUCGGUACCGCUUUCUAGAGCCAACUUCAACUAUCCUAUCAAGGCCAGUUUUGGAUGCACAUGGGUGGGAUCAUGACUAUGGAUAUGAUGGAGUAAGCAUGGAAGAGACACUUGCUAUCCUUGACAGGUUCCCAGCAAAUGUAGCAGUUCAGGUCACCAAGGACAAGAAGGAAUUCACCAUCCAUAUGGACUCUUCCAUCGCAGCAAAGCAUGGGGAGAAUGCAUCAUCACUUGCAGGUUUUGACAUCAAGACUGUUGGAAGGCAACCUGUGUAUAUUCUCCAUGGUGAGACCAAAAUAAUAAAGAAUAUAAAGAAGAACGAGACCACUGGAGGAUUCUCAGUGACUUUCCUGGGUGACACUGUGGCAACUGGACUGAAGGUCGAAGACCAGCUCUCUCUUGGGAAGAGGUUGUCAUUAGUUGCUAGCACUGGUGCGAUGCAAGUCCAAGGGGACACUGCAUAUGGAGCUAACUUGGAGGCAUGUCUGAAUGACAAACAUUAUCGUAUUGGUCAGUCCCGGUCAACCUUGGGUCUCUCUCUAAUGAAGUGGCGCCGGGACCUAGCUCUGGGUGCUAACUUGCAGUCCCAGUUCUCCAUCGCAAGGGAUUCAAAGAUGGCGCUUCGCCUUGGGCUGAACAACAAGCUGAGCGGGCAGAUCACUGUCAGGACAAGCACCUCAGACCAGGUUCAAAUCGCUCUUUUGGGUCUUGUGCCAGUUGCAGCCUCCAUCUACAAGAGCUUCCGGCCCAGUGAACCGUCAUCAAUUUAA
Messenger RNA from Panicum hallii, 5403 nucleotides. Its product is annotated as translocase of chloroplast 159, chloroplastic-like. Gene Ontology annotation, cellular component: chloroplast outer membrane. Lineage: Eukaryota; Viridiplantae; Streptophyta; Magnoliopsida; Poales; Poaceae. Gene Ontology annotation, biological process: protein targeting to chloroplast. The transcript has 4 exons. The record is from RefSeq and is a predicted model, not a curated record. Gene Ontology annotation, molecular function: GTP binding; GTPase activity. The coding region runs from base 1 to 5403 and encodes 1800 amino acids.